GGGCCUUGCUUGCCUGGAUCCCAACUCGCGUCACCUCAGAUUUUUGGGGCGAGGUCGUUUUGAUUGACUCUCCAAUCCAAACCUCCCUCUCCGUUCCUGCUUUCCCUCAUUUCCCCUUCAACAACCAUCACCACCGAUCGCCGACCUGCCAUCUUCCUCGCCCAGUUUCUAUCAAGAUGGCAGAGAUCAAGAUCGACUCCAAGCUCUUUCACGAGCGCGUCUCGCACUUCGUCAGCGCCUGGAAGAACGACAAGCGCACAUCCGACAAUGGCGUUUUCGCUGGUGUUUCGUCCAUCGUUAUCAUGAUGGGGAAGGUCGAGGAGAAUCCUGAAUUUCACAAGAACAAUGCCAUGCACUUCUGGCUGCUAGGCUACGAAUUUCCGACUACGCUCAUGCUUUUCACCACCGAAAAGCUCUACGUCGUCACAACUGCUAAGAAAGCCAAACAUUUGGAGCCGUUGUCCAAGGGAAAAUUCCCCGUUGAGGUGCUUGUUCGAGGCAAGGAUGCUGCUGCAAAUGAGAAACAGUUCAUCACCAUUGCGGAAACCAUCAAGUCGGCCGGCAAAAAGGUCGGCGUCUUGAGUAAAGAUACAUCCAAAGGCCCCUUCGUCGAUGAAUGGAAAAAGAUAUUCAGCGAAAAAUGCUCCGACGCCGAAGAAGUUGAUAUUUCCGCUGCUUUGUCUUCGGCGGCUUUUUCUGUCAAGGAUGAAACCGAACUACGCUCCAUGCGCACCGCUUCGAAGGCCUGUGUCGCCCUCAUGAACCCAUACUUCUUAGACCAGAUGUCCGACAUCCUAGAUCGGGAAAAGAAAGUCAAACAUAGCGCACUUGCCCAAAUGGUUGACUCGCGACUCGAUGACGAGAAAUGGUGGAAGACAGUUGAGCUGCCUGGAAAGCAGAAACUACCCUCGGACUUUGACCCGUCAUCUCUUGAUUGGUAUCUUGGCCCAGCCGUUCAAAGUGGUGGCAAGUAUGAUCUCAAAUUACACGCGGAGCCCACGAACGAUAAUCUUCAUGCUGGCGUGAUUAUUGCUGGAAUGGGCUUGCGAUAUAAGUCCUACAGCUCCGUUAUCGCUCGAACCUUCUUAGUUGACCCAAACAAAACUCAAGAGAGCGUCUACAAAACGCUACAUACAGCACACAACCUGGUUCUAAAAGAAAUCCGAGAUGGAGCUGUUGCUAAGGACGUCUACAACAAGGCUCUUAGCUACAUCAAGUCAAAAAAGCCCGACUUAGAAAAGCAUUUCGUCAAGAAUGUCGGAUGGGGAAUCGGUAUCGAGAGCAAGGAUACAAGUUUGAUCUUAAACGGCAAGAACUCGCGAUCUUUGAAGGAUGGAAUGACACUGUGCAUUACCACCGGCUUCACUGACGUCGAGAAUCCUUCCCCACAGGAUAAACUCAGUAAGACUUACUCACUAGUUAUCACCGACACCAUCCGAGUGACUGCUAGCGAGCCCGUCGUUUUCACUGGUGAUGCGCCAUCUGAGCUCGAUGCGACGUCAUUUUUCUUCAAUGACGAUGAAGAGAUUCAACCCACGCCGAAGAAGGAGAAGAAAGAUGCGCGAGUUGGUGCUGUUGCUACUAAAAACAUCACCAAUACGCGUCUAAGAUCUGAACGCACUACCCAGGUUGACGAGGAUCAAGAGAAGCGGCGUCGAGAACAUCAGAAAGAACUCGCUUCCAAGAAGCAAAAGGAAGGCCUGGCCAGGUUUGCCGAAUCGACUAGUGGCCAGAAUGGCACUGAGGUUAAGAAGUUCAAGAAAUUUGAGUCAUACAAGAGGGAUAACCAGCUUCCUCUAAGAGUCAAGAAUCUUGAAAUUGUAGUUGACCAGAAGAACCACACAGUUGUCCUUCCCGUGAUGGGACGACCUGUUCCCUUUCAUAUUCACACUAUCAAGAACGCUAGCAAAAAUGAUGAAGGGGAGUGGUCUUACUUGCGAAUCAACUUUUUAUCACCGGGUCAGGGAGUCGGUCGAAAGGACGAUCAGCCAUUCGAGGAUGCGUCAGCACAUUUUGUUAGAAGCUUAACUUUCCGUUCUCUAGAUGGUGAUCGAUAUGAAGAGAUUGCGACCCAGAUCUCCAACAUGAAAAAGGAGGCCACGAAGAAGGAGCAGGAGAAGAAGGACAUGGAGGAUGUUGUGGAACAAGAAAAACUCAUUGAGAUUCGAAACCGACGACCUCCCGUUAUGGAUAACCUUUACAUCCGCCCCGCUAUGGAAGGCAAACGCGUUCCAGGCAAGGUCGAGAUCCAUCAGAAUGGUAUUCGAUACCAGUCACCACUUAACACGCAACAACGGGUUGAUGUGCUGUUCUCUAAUAUUCGCCACUUGUUCUUCCAGCCAUGUGCUCAUGAGCUUAUUGUGGUUAUUCAUAUACAUUUGAAAGACCCCAUUAUCAUUGGUAAUAAGAAAAAGACCAAGGAUGUGCAAUUCUACAGAGAAGCUACAGACAUACAAUUCGACGAGACAGGAAACCGUAAGCGGAAGUACCGGUAUGGCGACGAAGAUGAAUUUGAGGCCGAACAAGAGGAACGACGUCGCAGAGCGGAGUUGGACCGCAUGUUCAAGCUAUUUGCCGAUAAGAUUGCCGAUGCUGGUAAGAAUGAAGGUGUCGAGGUCGACAUGCCUCUUCGUGAACUCGGAUUCAACGGUGUUCCUUUCCGCAGUAACGUUUACAUUCAGCCUACGACAGACUGUCUUAUCCAGGUUACGGAACCUCCAUUCAUGGUCGUCACGCUUGACGAUAUUGAGGUAGCCCACUUGGAACGUGUGCAAUUUGGGCUCAAAAACUUUGAUCUCGUGUUCGUCUUCAAAGACUUCACUCGUACGCCAUUCCAUGUCAAUACGAUACCGGUAGAGUCUUUGGAAGAUGUCAAGGAGUGGCUGGAUUCCUCAGACAUUGCAUUCACCGAGGGACCCCUCAACCUUAACUGGCCUACUAUCAUGAAGACAGUUACUGCUGAUACUCACCAGUUCUUCGCGGAUGGCGGUUGGUCUUUCCUCCAGAAUGAGACCGACGACGAGGAUGACGAUGAAGAGGAAGAGGAGUCCAAUUUUGAAGUAUCAGAGUCCGAGUUGGAAGCAGCAAGCGAGUCUAGUGAAGACGACUCGGACUUUGAUAGUAACGCGUCCGAUGAGGCUAGCGAAGAGGGCUCCGAGGAAGAGGAUGAAGGUGAAGACUGGGACGAAUUAGAGAAGAAGGCCAAGCGGAAAGACCGUGAGAGUGGCUUGGACGAAGAUGACGGCGGCCGUAACAAGAAAAGAAGACGCUAGAGAUUAGCGCUUCAUGGUGCAUGAGCAUCAUCUAAUGAAGAUGCUCUUGACACACAGGCGCGGAUAUUCAUACGGGAAUGAGAAGUUCGUGGUCGGUAUGAUCUGGCUUUUGUUUUAAUAUAAUUUCGGGAACCCGGGGGCGGAGGAUAGGUAGGGAAUAUUCUGUCACCGCGACCAAAUCCCUUCUACGCAGAUUUUAUACGCAAGUUCGUUUACAGUCGAGGUGGCACGCGGCUCGGCAUCAAAUAUGUCGUGGUGAGACGGGGUGGCUCGAGCUGUUUCUCAAUUCAGCGAAUUUCGUUCACUCGCAAGGUUAUGUAGGUUAGGCUGUUACGUUUCAUACAACAAAAGAUAAAGAUUACUCAUAGAUCGAUACGAUGUCC
Molecule: messenger RNA, 3655 nt
Organism: Xylaria bambusicola
Lineage: Eukaryota; Fungi; Ascomycota; Sordariomycetes; Xylariales; Xylariaceae
Product: FACT complex subunit SPT16
Exons: 5
Coding region: 177-3272 (1031 amino acids)
Biological process (GO): transcription elongation by RNA polymerase II; positive regulation of transcription elongation by RNA polymerase II
Cellular component (GO): FACT complex
Molecular function (GO): nucleosome binding
Source: RefSeq, a predicted model, not a curated record